Messenger RNA from Mercenaria mercenaria, 3206 nucleotides. RefSeq names its product protein unc-93 homolog A-like. Gene Ontology annotation, molecular function: potassium channel regulator activity. Lineage: Eukaryota; Metazoa; Mollusca; Bivalvia; Venerida; Veneridae. The transcript is spliced from 3 exons. Gene Ontology annotation, cellular component: plasma membrane; striated muscle dense body. The coding region runs from base 296 to 1744 and encodes 482 amino acids. Gene Ontology annotation, biological process: regulation of potassium ion transport; regulation of muscle contraction. The record is from RefSeq and is a predicted model, not a curated record.
UAUAGUUCACCAUACUUAGCUAUUAUUGUGUGAUCUAAACAAUAGAAGUACAUGCAAUGAAAUAUAUUAAAAUAACCUUUAUAAUAGAAAACAACUGUUAUAUUGCAUAUUUUGAUAACUGAUAUUCUGGAUUCGUUUGAUUAAAGGAAUUGUCUACAGAAAAAGGUGAACUUUAUUGUCCCUUCAGUCUUUUGAGCGAAAACGCUUGAUAGUUAGUGAACAUUAUUCGUUUGAUUAAUGUUAAAAUCUGAAACUGCCUGAAGUUAUAAUAACAGAAAGCCGUUAAGUUCCAAACAUGGAUCUUUUUGACGAGAAAGGGACGAAUUCCGGCAUUAAUCUGGAUCACAUAGCAGAUCCUAACAGUGUUUUGAACGACGCAGAUUAUAAAGAUGCUGUUAGCAGAAAGAAACGACUACGGCUGAACCUGAUUUGGUUGUGCCUCAUAUGGAUAUUUACGUUUACGGCCUACUCCGGACUGCAAAAUCUAGAAGCGAGUUUGGUACCGGGUAUUGGAGUUUAUUCUCUCGCCGCCAUUACCGGAGGUGGACUAAUUUCUUGUAUUUUUGCGCCUGCCAUCAUUGGGAAAAUUGGUGCAAAAGGGGCAUUAAUUGCUUCUUGGAUAUGUCUCGCAAUAUUUGUCGCAUCAAAUUAUUACCCCAAAAUCUAUGUUUUGCUGCCAGGUGCGGCAAUAGAAGGGCUUUCAACGGGACUAAUGUGGACCGCGCAGGGAGCGUUUCUCACAACGAUUGCCGUAGAGUAUAGUAAUCUUAUACAUGAACCAUUAGAAGCUGUUCUAAGUAGGUUUUUCGGAAUCUUUUGUAUGGCCUUUCAAAGUACUCAGGUAUGGGGUAACGUAAUAUCGUCGGCUGUUCUAAAAGAAGAAUUUCCUACUAAAAAUUCCUCCGCCAACAACAGUCUGCCUCCGCCACCCUCAUUUUGUGGAGCAGACGACUGCCCUUGGGACAAACUUGGCGGGAAUGGCACUCGACCAGUCGACAGUAUUCCACAAUGGCGAGUCUAUACACUGAUCAGUAUAUAUUUAGGAUUUACCAUCAUAGGACUUAUAAUAACAGUUUUCUUGAUGAAACCGUUAAAAUCAGAAGGUCCAAAUGAAGUAAAUGUAGGUAAACAACUUUUGGCAACCUUACGUCUGCUUGUGACAGACAUCAAAAUGUUACUGCUGGUUCCAAUGAGUAUAUGGACAGGGAUGGAACAAGCUGUCUUGUUCGCAGAGUUCACGAGGUCAUACGUUGCCUGUGAGCUCGGUAUCAGCUAUGUCGGCUGGACAAUGAUCUGUUUUGGAGUCGUGAACACACUUAGUUCCCCUCUAUCCGGGCUCCUUGGAAAGUAUCUCGGGCGGAUACCUUUGUGCUGGAUAGCUACACUCGUUAAUUUAGGGGUGUUAGCUCUUAUGAAAUUCUGGACCCCAUCUAGAAACGAAAUUUACGUAUUUUUCAUAAUACCUGGGCUUUGGGGCCUUGCUGAUGCGAUCUGGCAGACACAAAGUGGAGCCAUGGUUGGUGCCAUAUUCUCAACAAACCAGGAACCAGCCUACGCCAAUCUCCGUUUAUUCCAAGCUUCCGGUUUUACGAUGGCAUACCUCUACAGCAACUCAUUCUGCGAAUACAUCAAACUUUAUAUAGCCGGCGCAUUUGUCGUAUUUGCAACGCUCUUACAGACGGUGGUCGAAAUUAUCGUGCGAAGGAGUGACAGUAAAAUGAUAGAAACAAACGUUCCGUAUUAGAUUAUUUUUUAUUGAGAAAACAAAUAGCGCAUGGUGAUACACUCUUAUUGAUAAAUCUUUGCAAAGUCGCCGUUCUUCGGCUUUUGAUUCAGUUAAACAUUUACUAAAUAAAAUCAUCCUUUGUUUCAUGUAAGGAAUGACCAUUUUAGAGCACUUUUACUCAUCUUUAGAGAACAUCUCAUUUUCUACAAACGCUUUCCAUGAUAAUUCUAUCCCAGAUAGACGAAAAUAAGAAAGAAAACAAGGCACUAUACACUUCCUUUCUGGUAAUCUGACACUUUACAAUAGACACAUACUGGCAUUUUUUCGUACAUGAAAAACUUACUUUCGAUUCCGACGAAUACAUUUUACCGUCGUUGAAAUAUAAACACUAAAACUGUCUGCAUACUGCAUUUUACCAGUGAAAACCCGUGCUUCACGAAAAUGCGCAAGAACUGAAUAUCUGUUUACUGGGAACUACUUUCAAGGAACACUUUUAACCGAAAUAAUGACAUUAUUCCUACAGAAACAGAUUGUAAGGAACGACAACUCUUAUAAAAUAGUACCAAAAGUUUGACACAUACAAUAGUUUACAGCAUCUGACUAUGACUAAUAACGUUGAGCAAAUGCUAAGAAAUAAAUAUGUAGAGGUUUAGUUCAAACUAUAUUUGCUACUUUAUGCUGAUGACACAGUUAUUUUAGCCAGAUCAGCUGAGCAGCUUCAGUCAGCUUUGAAUGCAAUGUCUGUGUAUUGUACUUUAUGGAGUUUAAGUGUAAAUGCCAGUAAGACGAAAAUUGUAAUCUUUUGGAAGAACUAGUCUAAGAGAGCGCUUAGAAAUGUUCCGGGUUUUCACUUUGAACAUACAUGUAAUGUUUUAGGAAGUUGCAGAUCAUUUUUCUUAUCUUGGUGUGCAAUUUCCCUUUAAUGGUAAUUCGGUCGAACUAAAUCAGCAAUGUUUGCUGUUAUAACAAAAUGAAGGAAACUGUGUUUACCUAUAGAUAAGCAUUUUUUGUUUUCGACCCCAUUUAAUGGGUUAAAGAAGAAAAAACAGACCUUCGCAGCAUUUAUUGAUUUUAAAAAAGCGUACGACUGCAUAGAUCGGUCAAUUCUCUGGGAUAAAUUAGUUAAGUUGGGUAUUAAUUGUAAAAUGUUACAAGCAGUAAAGUCACUUUACGACAAUGUUAGCUCUUGUAUCAGGUUAAACGGAUUUUCAUCAGACUGGUUUGACGUAAAUAUAUAUAGGUUUAAGACAAGGCUGUAUUUUAUCACCUGCUCUGUUUAAUUGUUUUAUUAAUGAACUAGGAAUUAAAAUCAAGGCAUUAGGCCUUGGUUUAGAACUUGACAAUGGUGAAAUGCUUUCAAUUUUAUUGUAUGCAGAUGACAUUGUGCUUCUUGCUAAUAAUGAAAAAGAUCUUCAAACAAUGCUUAAUACCUUGAGUGAAUGGUGUAUUAUUAAUAAUAUGAAAAUUAAUGCAAAGAAAA